CGCCACCAUGUCGCAGCCUUCGCUCACCAACUUCAUUGUCAAGCGCCCCUGGUUGAAGCGCUGGAUGACCCCUCUCGCCAACUGGUACACCGACGCCGCUGGCUACAGAAAGUUGGGCUUGAGAGCCGACGACCUGAUUCCUGAGGAGUCCGAGACCGUCCUCCUCGCCCUCAAGCGUCUCCCGCCCAAGGAGGCCUACGACCGUGUCUUCCGCAUGCGCCGCGCUUUCCAGUGCUCCAUCUCACACCAGCUCCUCCCCAAGAACGAGCAGACCAAGCCCGACGAGGAUAUCCCAUACCUGAGCCCUAUCAUCAAGGAGAUCGAGGCCGAGCGCAGAGAGAGAAUGGACCUUGACGCCAUGGUCAUCAAGAAAUAAUCGCCCCAACCCUUUCAUCUGCUCGCAUUCCCCGAGUCGCCGCCGCUUUCAUGUACUCUAUACCUUUAGAAUGUCCAAAACCGCUUUUUCCUUUGACUCGAAAAGAUUAUACAAGAAGAGCCAAUUCUUACUCUGUUUCUACAACUCUCUUGUGUACCUCGCAUAGUUGCAUCGCGCUAU
Aureobasidium pullulans EXF-150 is the source of this 556-nucleotide messenger RNA. RefSeq names its product ubiquinol-cytochrome c reductase complex 14 kDa protein. Bases 8 to 376 code for a protein of 122 amino acids. The transcript has 4 exons. The record is from RefSeq and is a predicted model, not a curated record. Lineage: Eukaryota; Fungi; Ascomycota; Dothideomycetes; Dothideales; Saccotheciaceae. Gene Ontology annotation, biological process: mitochondrial electron transport, ubiquinol to cytochrome c.